Molecule: messenger RNA, 1803 nt
Organism: Bicyclus anynana (squinting bush brown)
Lineage: Eukaryota; Metazoa; Arthropoda; Insecta; Lepidoptera; Nymphalidae
Gene: TH1
Product: negative elongation factor D
Exons: 13
Coding region: 26-1774 (582 amino acids)
Biological process (GO): negative regulation of transcription elongation by RNA polymerase II
Cellular component (GO): NELF complex; nucleus
Molecular function (GO): RNA binding
Source: RefSeq, a predicted model, not a curated record
CAAUUGUCAACGUCAAAAAUGAUAAAUGGAUAAACAAAACAGCACUAUGCCUACUACUCAAUACGAAGAAGAGCGUGUUUGGGAAGGUUCAAAUCACCAAUAUGAAGAUGAAGGUGCAGAAGAUGUCAUUGAUAAUCCUGAAGAAGUUCUGCAAGAGUGCUUGGAAAAGUUCAAAACUCCUGACUACAUCAUGGAGCCAGGUAUUUUUGGACAGCUCAAAAGAUAUUUCCAAGCAGGAGGAAACCCAGAGCAAGUUAUUGAACAACUUUCUAUUAAUUACAAUGCUGUUGCACAAAUGGCCAACUUACUGGCAGAAUGGCUUAUUCUUGCAGGAGUUAAAGUAACAGAGGUCCAAGCUAUGGUGGAAAAUCACUUGAAGGAAAUGAUUUUUAAAACAUUUGAUCCUAAAAAAGCUGAUACAAUAUUUACUGAAGAAGGUGAAACACCUGCCUGGCUUACAGAAAUGAUUGAGCACCCAACAUGGAGGUCAUUAAUUUAUAGAUUAGCUGAAGAAUACCCUGACUGCCUUAUGUUAAACUUUACUAUAAAGUUAAUAUCAGAUGCUGGAUUUCAAGGUGAAAUUACAAGUAUAUCCACUGCAGCCCAACAGAUUGAAGUAUUUUCUAGAGUUUUGAAAUCAGCUAUAGUUGGAUUUUUACAAAGCUCAGAGGAUUGGCAAAAUAAUGUUACUGAAUGUGCUAAAAUGGUUUGUCACGGUGCACACACCUAUGUGUAUAGCCAAGUGAUAGUGCACAUACUGUCUCAAGAACCAAGAGGUGGAGCUAUUAUGAAAAGACUUAGUCAGGAAAUAACUCGCUGUGCCCAACAAAGUAAUCACGACGUCACUCCAAUAACACUGGCUCUGACGCCGGGCGAGUCGUGGCGCGGGGCGCGAACAGCGCUGGCAGCCAUGCUGUCCCGAGGGGCACUAAACCCGGCGGAUAUAUCCGUGCUCUUUCGCGCCUACACACAUGCUGAGCCUCCUCCUGUCCAUUUGCUGAGAAUACCACAUUUUUUGGAACUCCUUGUGGACUCGCUGUUUAAAUUGGGUAGCAAACUUAAUCCUGAACACAAAUCGAAGUACAUGUAUUUAUUGGCGUAUGCUGCAAGUGUCUGCGAGGGCGUGUCCCCCGGCAGGCCAGUCAAGGAUGAGCUGAAGGCGACUGUGCAAGCUAUCGAAAAGAUCCACGCUGUCUGCAGCAGCUCGGCUAGCUCCAGUGAAUUGAUUGCUGAGUUACCUUCUCUGUACCAUUGCAUAAGAUUCCCAGUGGUUGGAAUGGGUGUCCUCGUGUGGGUGGAAUGUGUGGUAACUGAAAAGUCUUAUUUCAAGUUAUGCACUGAGCACUGUCCCGUCCACCUGGCGUUGCUCGACGAAGUUGCUUCCUGUCAUCCAUUGCUGCAUCACAGAUUGCUGAAAUUAUUGGUGCAGCUGUUUGAAUCGCCACAAGAUGAAUUGGAAAUAUUAGUUCAGUUGGAACUGAAGAAAAUGUUACUCGACAGAAUGGUUAACUUAUUGAGCAGAGGUUGUGUGAUGCCCGUCCUGCAAUACAUCAAACAGUGCGUGACUCGAGGCGACACAGAUAUUUCACUUAUAAGAUAUUUUAUUACUGAGGUCUUAGAUGCAAUAGCUCCACCAUAUACCCAAGAGUUUGUUCAGCUAGUAUUGCCAAUGGUGGAAAAUGAGGAAAUCACAGGGACAAUGAGAGCAGACGGUGAAAAUGACCCAGUGUCUGAAUUCAUAGUUCACUGCAAAGCACAUUAUGUAGUAGUAUAAGCUUCAAUAAAUAGUACAUAAUUUAAUAA